UUUGCUAGUCUUCAAAAACAAAUAUAAAGAACAAGAAUGCUUCUCACCUCACCUAUCGCUUCCGUUUCAUGCUUUUUAGUUUCUUUCUUACAGGCUCACGAUUUUCGCAGAGCCUCUUUCCCAUAACACAGUUUUUACAAUCACAAUACAGUACACACCAAAACAAACGAAGAAUCUCAAAUGAGCAAAUAUGAGAAGGCCAUUGAAACAACCACACAAGAAUGAAGAAAACCUUUUCGAAGAAUUACCAGAUGAUGUCGUCGUCUUCAUUCUCACGAAGCUCAGUUCAACCGCCUCUUCAUCUUCCCAUUUUCUCAACAUUCUCUCUACAUGCAAGAGAUUCAAACAGUUGGGUCUUCAUCCUUUGGUUUUAUCGAAAGCGGGGUCAAGAGUUCUUUUUGUUCACCCCAAAAAAUGGUGCGAUAGCUCUCACCGUUUUCUUAAACGCUGUGUUGACGCCGGUAGCGUGGAGGCUUUUUAUACUCUUGGAAUGAUCCGAUUUUAUUGUCUUCAAAAUCGAAAGAGUGGACUAUCCCUAAUUGCGAAGGCGGCAAUGAUGAUGCACGCGCCGGCGCUUUACUCACUUGCUGUGAUUCAGUUCAACGGAAGCGGUGGCUCUAAGCACGACAAAGAUCUACGCGCUGGAGCGGCACUCUCUGCACGCGCUUCGAUGCUCGGCCACAUCGACGCGCUUCGGGAGUUUGGCCAUUGUCUUCAAGAUGGUUACGGAGUGAAACAGAAUGUUACCGAAGGACGACGGUUGUUGGUGCAGGCUAACAUCAGAGAACUCUUACUGGUGCUACGGGCUAUUGCGGCGGAUUCGCCUUCACGCGCUGGUUUCUGUCAGGAAACGUUGCGGAGUCUGAAAAACAUGGCUGUGCCGAUGAUAAGUAAUAACGACGAAAACGGUUACAACGUGACGGUGCCGGAGGUGCAUCCGGUGAACUGGUUUUUGAGGCAGUGGUUUGAGUCUGGGAGAGGAAUUUUGGAGGAAGGAUUGAGACUGUGUUCUCAUAUUGGAUGUGGUCGGGUGGAGAUGCGGCCGCAUGAGUUUCGGCGGUGUUCAGUUUGUGGUACGGUGAAUUACUGCUCCCGUGGUUGUCAGUCGCUCGACUGGAAACUACGGCAUAAAAUGGAGUGUUCGCCGUUGGAAGGUGGGUGGUUUGAAGAGAAUAAUGGCGGCGGUGGUGGUGUUGGUCCUUUAGUCGGUGGCGGCGGAGGCGGAGGAGUAAACGAGAACAAUGGGAAUGACGUGGCGGUCUAGAAGGGAGCAGUUUAUGGUAAAAGAAAAAAAAAAAGAGGUAUUAAAGAAAAUACUCUAGCUGUAUAAUUCAUGUAUGUACACAGCUGGUGGUGUAGUUUUUUUUUUUUUUAUGUUUUCUUGGUUAAAAGAUUAGUUAAAAUUAGCAUUAAUUGUUUGUAACAAUUAAAGAUCAGAAUUAAAGAUAAGAUGUUCUUGAUUCAAAAA
Molecule: messenger RNA, 1468 nt
Organism: Lathyrus oleraceus (garden pea)
Lineage: Eukaryota; Viridiplantae; Streptophyta; Magnoliopsida; Fabales; Fabaceae
Product: F-box protein At5g50450
Exons: 3
Coding region: 191-1264 (357 amino acids)
Molecular function (GO): protein binding
Source: RefSeq, a predicted model, not a curated record